AAGUUCGACGCCGCCCUCCUCACCGCCGAGGGCGCGCGGAGGGAGCCGUCCGUCGUCUACUGCUGGGACCCGUCCUCGAUGGACAUGCUCGGCACGCUGCCGGUGGCGUCGGCGGAGGACGUCGCCGCCGCCGUCGGUCGCGCGCGUGUCGCACAGGCGGCGUGGGCGGGCUCGACUUGGGGCGCGCGCCGCCGGCUGCUCCGCACGAUGCUGCGUUUUGUGACGGAGAACCAGCGCGCAAUCGCCCGCGUCGCCGUGCGCGAGAGCGGCAAGACGAUGGUGGACGCCAUCUUCGGCGAGAUCCUCGUCACGUGCGAGAAGCUCAAGUGGACCAUCGCGCACGGCGAGGCUGCGCUGCGGCCGGAGCGGCGGCCGACCGGCACCCUCGCCAUGACCAAGCGCGCCUGGGUGGAGUGGCGGCCGGUGGGCGUGGUGGGCGCCAUCGUCCCGUGGAACUACCCCUUCCACAACGUCUUCAACCCCGUCAUCUCGGCGCUCUUCGCCGGCAACGGCAUCGUCAUCAAGGUUUCCGAGUACGCCUCAUGGUCGACCCUCUACUACGGGCGGGCCCUCCGCGCCAUCCUCGCCGCCGCGGGGGCGCCGACCGACCUCGUCCAGUUCGUGACGGGGUACGGCUCGACCGGCGCCGCGCUGGUCUCUCUAGGCGUCGACAAGCUGAUCUUCGUCGGGUCGCCGUCGGUGGGAGGGCACGUGAUGCGCGCCGCCGCCGCGAGCCUCACCCCGGUUGUGCUGGAGCUCGGAGGAAAGGACCCGUUCGUUGUCUGCGACGACGUGAGCGAGGCAGAGCUCGACCGCAUCGCGCAGGUGGCCUGCCGCGGCGUCUUCCAAAACAUGGGCCAGAACUGCGCCGGCCCAGAGCGGUUCUUCGUCGCGGACGCCGCGUACGCGGGCUUCUGCUCGCGCGUCGGCGCAAUCGCGUCACGCCUCAAGUGUGGUCCGCCGCUCGACGACGCAGAGGUCGACUGCGGGGCAAUCACCAUGGGCAGGAGGCAGAUGGGGCACUACCAGGCGCUCGUCGACGACGCGGUGUCCAAGGGCGCGCGGCUGCUGGUCGGAGGGUACACGCCCUCCGGCGACGACCCGCUCGCGGCGGGCUCCUUCUACCCCCCGACAGUGCUCGUCGACGUGCCGGAGAGCGCCGACAUCCUGCAGACGGAGAUCUUCGGCCCGAUCAUGUGCGUGGUGCGCGUGGCCGACUGCGGCGGCGCCGCCGCCAACGACGACGAGGCCGUCCGGCUCGCCAACAACUGCGACUUUGCGCUCUCGAGCUGCGCGUUUGCGCAGUCGGCGCCGCGCGCGCGCGCCGUCGCGGCUCGGCUCGAGGCGGGCAUGUCCGCCUCCAACGACCUCGAGGGCUCCACCUACCUCUCGCAGUCCCUCCCCUUCGGAGGCCGCAAGCAGAGCGGCUUCGACCGCUUCGCCGGCAUCGAGGGCUUGCGCGGCCUCACCACGCCGCGGGCCGUGUGCGACGACGCGCUCGAGUGGCUGCCUUUUGGAAUGGGCGCGCUGCUCCGCACCGCCAUCCCGCCGCCGCUGCAGUACCCCUCGCGCGGCGGCGGCUUCGACUUCGCCUCGGGGCUGAUCGAGCUCUUCUACGGCGAGGGGGUCUCGCUCAAGCUGCGCGGCGUCGCAAAGCUGAUCGGGGCCGCGGCAAAGUAGCGGCGGCGGCGGGGCGGGAGGUGGGCGGGGCGGAGGAGAAAGGGCGGAGGCGCGGGGGCUAGGAGGUGGGCCCGCUUGAGAGGGGGUGCCAACCAGGUAGCAACCACGUCCCCUGCCACGUGAGACGGGCGGGGAGAGGGAGGGGAACGGGAGGGUCGGCUCGGUGGGUCGGCCGAGAGUGCGUGUCUCAAGAUUAUAUGCAUGCGCAUGCUCACGAGAUCGCGCGUGGCUGUGUCCGUAAAUCUUUUUUAUCCUUUCGCGCACAGGCCUCGAAGAGGA
Emiliania huxleyi CCMP1516 is the source of this 1959-nucleotide messenger RNA. It is a transcript of the gene ALDH3, whose product is annotated as putative betaine aldehyde dehydrogenase. The transcript is spliced from 9 exons. Bases 79 to 1680 code for a protein of 533 amino acids. NCBI's taxonomy places the organism in Eukaryota, Haptophyta, Isochrysidales, Noelaerhabdaceae. Gene Ontology annotation, molecular function: aldehyde dehydrogenase (NAD+) activity. The record is from RefSeq and is a predicted model, not a curated record.